Molecule: messenger RNA, 1354 nt
Organism: Scheffersomyces stipitis CBS 6054
Lineage: Eukaryota; Fungi; Ascomycota; Pichiomycetes; Serinales; Debaryomycetaceae
Gene: PHO3.3
Exons: 2
Coding region: 1-1269 (422 amino acids)
Molecular function (GO): nucleotidase activity
Source: RefSeq, a predicted model, not a curated record
AUGAGACUCGUAUACCUUAUAGCACUCAUCCACUCGGUGGCGGCACUCAACAUCUUGCUCACAGCCACAGACUCGUGGGUCUCCAAGAACAUCCGUCAUUUGUACACUUUUCUCGUCAACGAGGGUCACACCGUGGUCCUCGUGGCUCCUUUGUACAACAAUGCGUACAGACUUGCUCACCAAGCACCACAUUCCACAUCUUCUACAACCACGUCUCAGACUCUCCACGACGAAUCCACUGCAGACAUUGUUGAUGGAGGUGAAUUUGGCCAUUUACUCCCAGUGCACCAGACCUACUACAAGAACAUCUUGCGUAUCAACAGCAUACCGAAGAGAGCAAAAAACGCCAUUCACAAGAAGGAACUUGACGAAUUCGAACAGAAGAUUGUAACCAAGUUUAACAACACCAGACAAAUGGGGCAUGAUCCGCUUGAUGCUAACAUUUGGUACGUGAACUCCACUCCUCUCAACAGUUUAAGAGUUGCAUUUGACGUGAUCUUACCUGAAUUCCACAACAAUUUUGUUCCAGAUGUCGUAAUCGUUGGACCAAACGAAGGUUCGAGUUUGACAACUUCACCCGAACACACAGGCAACACAAACUUGGAAGCCUUGUCAAUGCUCCAGGCUUCUUUAACGAAAAAUAUCACCACUGUCGGUAUUUCUUCUGAAGACUACCACCAGAUCUAUUUCCAGGACGAGAAGUACUUCAAGAUCCAGGCUCCUAAUAUGUUGAAGCAAAAUGUUUUUGGAAAGAACAUCAACUUCAUCAACCGCAAGAUCAGCCAGUUGUUGCAAGGGUUGGAUCUCUCCAAGCCUGUUGCGGUUAAUGUCAACUUCCCUUCCAUGAACCACGAAAGUUCACGUUGCAUCACCUCUAGUGUAGGUACCCACGGAUUCUCAAGAGUGCACAAUGUCACCGCCAUCUCUCCAGCUCCUAUAGUCCAGAAGUUCGAGUUGUAUGACAACAUGGUGUCUUUGGCCAAGAUGGAAACUGUGGAAGUAGAACUGGAAUCGUCCACUUUCCAGGAUAAGAGGUCCAACUACUACAAGCACAAGAGCUAUACCCUCGACAGAGACUCUCUUCUUGGAGCUGAGUCUCUCGCUGACAUCAUCUCCUUCUCUUCUGCCGCUGAGCAUGAGGAAUUGUCCAUCUUGCACAACUGUGGCAUUUCUGUCAAUGUCAUGGCCUUGGCUGAGAACUUAGAUCACUCUGAAACAAUUGUGUUUAAGAGAAUUCGUCGCAGCACUGGAGCUGGUCUCCGUGUUUAGAAAAACCACUGGCUGGUUGAUUGCAUUAAAUGUUUAUAGACUUCAUUUCAGUACAUAUGCUAAUCUUAAUAGACCAAAUUACUUG